GGGUUUCCUUCCUGUGCCAAGGGAGGGAAGAUGGCGGCGCUGAGCAAGAUCGGCGCCUUCCUGAAGAACGCCUGGGCCAAGGAGCCCGUCAUCACCGUCUCCUUCGCCAUCGGCAUCCUGGCCGCGGUGGCGCCGCUGCUCAGCCCCUACACGAAGUACUCCGGCAUGAUCAACCGCGCGACGCCCUAUGUGUACCCAGUGCCCCUGCGAGAUGAUGGCAACAUGCCCGACAUCCCCUCCCACCCCUGCGACAAGGAGGGGCCCAACCUGGACUGGCUGAAGAAGCUGUGACACAGCAAGGGCCCUGGGGAGUUGGUCGCCGUGACGUGCUGGAUGCAGAGGGGGCCUUCCUCCGGGCCAGGUCAGCGCGCUGCCCCCUGCUGGCUACAGGGGGUUUGGUUCUCUCCACCUCCCCCCAUGAAUGUAAUAAAGGUUUUGACUUAAGGAA
Molecule: messenger RNA, 448 nt
Organism: Emys orbicularis (European pond turtle)
Lineage: Eukaryota; Metazoa; Chordata; Testudines; Emydidae
Gene: NDUFA3
Product: NADH:ubiquinone oxidoreductase subunit A3
Exons: 4
Coding region: 31-291 (86 amino acids)
Cellular component (GO): mitochondrial inner membrane
Source: RefSeq, a predicted model, not a curated record